GUCAGUGAAGUCUAUGAGUGUCUGAGUAUCGCUCUGAGCGUGUGUGUGUGUGAGGGUGAGUGAGCGUUGUGCACUGCUUCAAACGACGACAGGCGAAACAAACAUCAGGCCCUGGGAUUCGUUCGAGAUCGUAGAGAGUACGUCGUCUUUUAUGUAUUUUGUGGGAAGAUGUAAUUUGUGCACUAGUGUGUAGCUGAAAAAUCCCCACAUUGGAUUUGAUAUGAUGAAGAGCGUGAAGACUAUGAAUAACUAAGCGACCCCGGAGCCGCUGGGUUGGACGAAGAGUGGAGUGACGGUGCAAUCGGUCGGACCACGAGAGGUCGUCGCUGGAUUGUGACCAAGGAUCUUCGUUUUAGAUGGCACAACAUCCAUGAGUAGGAGUUUGUCGAAACGAAGGGUGGCAAUAAUGCUGUGGCUUGAGAUCCGAGUCCUGUUCUCGUGGAAGUUAUCGUCGUGCGUGUUGUGUCCUCUUUCUUCUUUAUCAUUAUCGGCGUAUGCGACAGCCAUCCGCAAAUUUGCCUCAACUCCUGUCGAAAGCGCAGUUGCCGCUGUCGUCACCGCUGCUGCUUAGCGUUGUUCAAUGGAGUGUGCGCAAUGGAAGUGCGCUCGGGGCGGUGUAUUGUCUCGAAGGCUGCUCGCCCUUUUCCCGUUCGCGCUCGGCUUGUGAUGCGUUUCACGUUCGUUGGUGAACUCUACGCCCGCGGCUGCAUCGGCUGCAGCAGGUGUUGUCGUCGCAGCAACGCCAACAGGUACAACUACCUGGACGCUGUACCUGGUGCUUGGUGUCCCUGGGAUGGCAGUACAGUUGCCGGCUGCUUCCUGGAACCAGCUAUGGCAACUGGCUAUGGCGGUUCUAGGGGCGCUAGCGUUUUUUGGCUCCUCAACGAGUCCGGGCAGCUGGGCAGACGCUGCGUCGAGGCCGAACACGUGCAAUCGCGACAGAAAGCUACUAACCGAUCCUUACGGCCGAAUUACGGACGGGCCUGGGAAAUACCACAACAAUAGUCACUGCGAAUGGCUUAUUAAAGCUCCACCUAGUAACCCAAGUCUGUACAUUACAUUAACUAUAACUUCCUUACAUACUGAGUGUGCUUUCGAUCAUCUAUUUAUCUACGAUGGAGACUCGUAUUCAGCUCCACUAUUGGCCUCUCUGUCUGGCCGCAACGAUCAUCCACCGCAUUUCACGGCGAGCUCAGGCGCAAUGCUUAUCCUCUUCUAUUCGGAUACCAAUUACGUACUCGAAGGCUUUUCCGCUAACUAUUCAAUGGAUGAAUGCCCUAAAAACUGUACAAAUCGAGGCGGCUGCGUCGCCGGCCAGUGUCUAUGUAACACCGGCUUCGCCGGCGACGCCUGUCAGUUUGAGAAUUGUCCGAAAAAUUGCAGCUCGACAAUCGGUCACCCGCAGGGAAAAUGCAGCGGACCAGAUGGCUGUGUGUGCCUGCCAGGUUUCUCAGGCCAGAGUUGCAGUUUGCCGUCGGCCAGUGAUCCACAACUUGUCGGUUGGCAUUUGUUAGCUACUGGUCGGGAUGGCCGUGGCGAUCUGUUCCACCCUCGAUCGGGCCAUGCCGCCGCUUACCUACCUUUCACCGAUCAGCUUUACACGUUUGGCGGGCGCAACUUCAGUCACGUGUUCGACGAACUGCUCGUAUACGACUUUACGGCAUCCAGAUGGACCCGGGCGGGUCUCGAAAGCAAAAUCAUACCUGCCGCACGGUGGGGUCAUGCUAUGGCGCAUCACGCCGACACAAUCGUGAUGUUUGGAGGAGAAUUAGUUACCGGAGAUUUAAGCAACGAAUUUUGGGUGUACAAUGUGCAAAAGCAGGAGUGGACUCUUGAAGAAGCUGACCCAUCUGGAGUGGAUGCACCUCGCGUGGCAUUCCAUUCCUUGACGAUGAUCGAACAAAAGACGUUUGUUGUUUUCGGGGGCCGUAUUGAGGGUGGUCGUUUUUCAAAUCGAAUCUACAAAAUGAACUUACUUGGAUGGAAGCCAAAGUGGGAACUAGUUAAACCAUCGGCGGGUAGUCCAAUUCGAGUUGUAGGUCACACGGCGACAUUCCAUGCAGAGUCAAAAAGCAUUCUUGUAUACGGUGGAGUAGUCGCCGAUAUGGCUCGGUUUUCCAAACUCAGUUCGCAUCUGUACGCGUUCAAUAUGGAGAAACGACAUUGGACACAACUACACUUUACAUCGGGAAGUAGCGCGACAACACAUGCAUCAUCUGGUAGACCUCAUCAUCAUAAGCCGCAAGAUUAUCCUCUCGAAAGGGCAUUCCACACGGCAACUAUUGCUGGAAACUAUCUCGUUGUUUUCGGAGGAUAUAUGCAUCGCCACAACGUUGAGGAAAAGUGUUAUGACGAUGAGGUAUACCUGUACCACCUCAAGUGCUAUAAAUGGGUUAGCUACGACGUUCUCACAUCGAACGGAAACGGACUCCCUAAAGAACGCCGACGACCGCACAAUUCUGGCGUGUAUUCACAUGCCAUGGCCCUGCGUCGAGGCAGCACCCUUCUCAUUUUGGGCGGCUACAGCGGCUAUAUGCGAGGCGAUCUUCGAGCUCUCCAAUUGCCUGAGACGAUCACUCAUGUGACGUCAGAAACCGCGCCGGUUCUCUGUGGCCAUCACAAUUUUUCUGAGGCGGCGUGUAAGGAGAACCCCGCGUGCGGAUGGUGUACAAAUUUGUCAAUGUGUAUGGAUCGCAAUAAGAAGGCGGAUUGCGGGGCCCAGUUCUCUAUGGGCUUAUGUCCAUCACUCUGUCCGGCUCUGCAGGAUUGCCAGAGCUGUAUGGCUUGGGGGGAAGGACAGGAAAUUACGAAUCACGUAAUGGUUGACGUCGGUGGGUUUAUGCCGCGAUCGUGCGGCUGGUGCGUCUCUAGCUCUCAGUGCCAUUCUCUCAAUGACCCGCCGCUGCUAUGCCGCACAUCUGAGAAUAAGUCUGAAGGCGCAAGCGAAGGGUAUUGGGGCAACCACGGCUAUGUCGUCACCAAUUUGCCAGAAUGCCGUAGUCAUAACUAUAAACCGGGUCUGACGUACGUACAGUACAAUCCACCGAUCAAUGACUCGUUGCCCGAUGAGGUCAACAUGAUGAAUAGCUCAGCAGCGCGGAUCAACGUAAGCGGGGCCGUCAAAGGCAGCGGCGGUGGAGGCAAAAGUGGCGGUAACAGGAGUCCGGGUAAGGCUGUCAUUCUGGGCUAUCUUCAUCCCACCGGGGUGGCGCUCGAGCCAGCUAGUAGUCCUAAGAUUUACUUACGAAGCGGAUUUAACGCGGAACUCUCACUGAGUUCGGACGAUAAAGAAGCGAACCUAGAGUUAGUUGUUCGGCACACCGGUCACAACGUAAAUUUGACGGAGGCCGUGCGGCCUUCGGGUAGCAAACUUAUACCAAUAACGGGCAAGGGCGCACGCUACCUGCUUAAUGUUACCUACGAGCUCACGUGUGAAGUACGCCAGUCACGAGCCAACGCCUGUGAGCAUUUCAGCGAGAUCAAGUGGUGCCCCCAGCCCAAGCCAUGCCAACAGCUAUCGCUUAUUCCUAUAAAGUAUCUCGAACCGUAUAAAAACGGCACGGAUUGCCGGCGGCGUGCUAGCUGUUAUGCGUGUCUAAUCGAUUCAGCAUGCGGCUGGUGCUCGUCGAAGCAUGUGUGCGUAGCGAGAUCCGGUGACGAAGAGGAGUGUCCCGCUGUCAAGGAUGGGGAACUGCUCGUUCUUGAGACGCCUAUGUGCAAAGCCUGCAACUACAAUAUCUACUGCGAGACGUGCCUUGACGAUGAGAACUGCGAGUGGCUGCCCGAGGACGUAGCGUGUGUGCGUCGAGGAGUAAACCCUCUUGCGCUCAAAGACCGCUCGGCGUGCCCGGUGCCGUGCCACGAACGUAGAGGCUGCCAGUCCUGCCUAGGGGACCCAGGCCGCUGCGCGUGGUGUCAGCAAACGCAGCAAUGCUUUCUGUUCUCAACCUAUAUCACUUCAUUCAUGUACGGAGGCUGUCGGGAGUGGGUUGACGAAGAUCUGCCGCCAGUCGUCCGGAAGGGUAACACCCGCAGCGGACCUAUUCAGUGUCCGGACUGCGGUCGACAUGCUGAUUGCAAGAGCUGCUUGAGCCAGUUAGGCUGCGGUUGGUGUGGGAAUAUCGAUAAUCCCAAUAUAGGAAUGUGCUCGGCUGGCGACUUCUCUGGGCCGUAUAAUUCGACAUGUACAGAUAUUGUCGCCGAAGCCAAUGAGGUGGUUGAUGAGGGCGGGCCCGCAGCUUGGUCCUAUGACAAGUGUCCAAACGUAGACGAGUGCCGUUUAGGAUUGGCAAGUUGUCAUUACAACGCUACGUGUCGGGAUACAAAUGAUUCUUAUAUAUGUGUCUGUAACAAAGGCUACAAGGGAGACGGUAAAACAGAGUGUGUUAAAACAUGCGCCGAAGACUGCAAUCAUGGUUUGUGUUCCGAAGCACCGGACUAUAAAUGCCUCUGCAAAAUUGGUUGGACCGGAGAAUUCUGUGAAGAUGAUUGCGGCUGCAAUUUCCACUCGAAGUGUAGUCAGGGUCUAAACAAAUGCGAUGAAUGUCGGCAUCACACAUCGGGACCACGGUGCGAUCGCUGUGUGAAGGGAGCCUUUGGCAAGGCCACAAGACCUGAGGGAUGUACCCCCUGUGAGUGCAACGGUCAUGGCGAUCCCGAUAAGAACUUUUGCGAUCCGAUUUCCGGUGACUGCCAUUGCAUACAUAACACGGAAGGUCGGCUAUGCGAACGAUGCACGCUUGGCUACUAUGGCGACCCGAGGAAGAACGGCACUUGCUACAAGGACUGCACCGAUCAUAAGCCUUUCCUUACAGAGCAAUUUGGCGCACUAGGCUCUCGCAAGGGAUCAGCACUAUUGCCUCAGCACUGCCUAUGGAUCGUGCAAGGUCAGCAACAUAGCACUAUACAGCUAACGAUCGGAGCGACUCUACACAUCAAGUGUCCAGCAAAUCACGUUUACGUUUAUGAGGGCCUCUUUAGUACCAACUCUCCGGGGCAAUUGCUUGGUUCAUUCUGUGGUACCCAACUCAAUAAGCCGAUCGUAAUUGCUUCUAAAACUAACCAACUGUCAGUAUACUAUCGCCGCUCAAAAAUGGGCGAAGGCUUUAACGCAACAUAUCGUCAAAUGUGGUGUCCUGAAGGUUGCUUAGGCAAGAACAGAGUGUGUCAAGAUGGCUUGUGCAUCUGCCGCCCAGGUUUUAGCGGACCUACGUGCGAGGUACAACUCUGCCCGAAAGGGUGUUCAGCGAACUCACUCCUGUCACGGAAACAUCUUGAACCGUCAGGAGGGUGCGAUGGCGCAUAUUCGCUUUGUCGAUGUAGUGGAAAUCUGGGUGGCGAUGCCUGCGACGUAAGUCUCGACACCAAUGCAAGCGUCGUAUGGACGUUACUCUACGACGUUGAACGUGUAUUUUCGGCUGAUACGCUCCCGUCGUUACAAGUGGCUGACUUCGCUACGGACAGUCCGCCUGACGUGCAGUUUGGUCACUCCCUACUUCUUAGUGAGCCAGAUCGUCAUCUAUGGUUGUUCGGAGGCGUUUCACAAAUGGACCAGGAUAGCAAUCGAUUGUACAUUUACGAUCGCCAUUUCAGUCGAUGGAAGAAGGUUAACGUAUCGCAUGACGAGAGCAAAAUGCCAUCACCACGAAGACAUCAUUGCGCUACUAUGGUCGGCAUGGAUAUGUACGUUUAUGGUGGAAUGAAUCGCCAGUUCUCUGCAAUGGGUGACUUCUGGAAAUUCGCCACAGAACUCCGCACGUGGACAACUAUCUCGACAAGCCCCGAUGUACCUCCGCUCGUUGGAUGCACUUUGACUAAUGUUCAAAAUAAGCGUUUGUUAAUGGUUGGGGGCUACUCUCCGGAGAAUGGAUUUCAAGAUAAGACGCUGGUCUAUACGAUUCAAGAUACAACGUUCAAGGUAUUUAAUACAACAGGCGCUUCGCCCGAAGGUAUCUAUGGGCAUUCGGCAGAAUAUCACGCUCCAACAGACAGCAUUUAUAUUUUUGGUGGAAUUCUCUAUGAAGCAGACGGUCCUGCCCCAUCAUCCACUUUAUUUGCGCUCCAUGUAGGCACGCGUAUAUGGACGAGGAUUCCUGGAGAUGAACGGGUAGCUCCACAUUCGCAUUUGUCGCCUCGAUACUUUCAUUCAUCUGCCCUGGUUGGUGAUCUUAUGUUAAUUGUCGGAGGACGAAACCUUUCUACUGAAGCCACAGUCGAAAGUUACGUUUAUAAUAUCAAUUGCAACUCGUGGAUGCAGCUUGAAGGCUAUUAUGUUCGAGUGGACGGGACGCCACCAACAGCAUUCAGCAGCGCAAGCGCUGUUAAUCUGAACGGGGAAAUCUAUCUCUACGGAGGAUCAACUAGUCAACCACAGGGUUUCUUGUACAAAAUCGCAAUUCCUGCUGACGUUUGCAAGCUAUAUUACAAUGCGCGAAUAGCCUGUCUUGACCACCCCGGAUGUUCCUAUUGCUACAUAAUGAAUGCUACCAAUACAUAUCCUCCACAAAAGAAUGACCAGUUUUGUUUCAAAACCGGCGAAACCAAUAUUUGUACGGAGACGCCUAACUCGAGUAUACAGCCUGGUAGAUGGUGCAGUAUCAGUUGGUUGCAGAAUCGAACCUGUCACCAAUUCGAGAACUGCGUCGACUGUGUGGCACGUUGGCCAGGCGAUAAGGCUGGCCUACAGUCGGCUGUCUGUCAGUGGUGCCCAGACUGCCAGCGCGGAAGAUGCAUCCCAUUGGGUGAUUCCUGCCCAAUACAGACAGCACCUGACUGCCAUAAUCAGCACGAAUUGUCUCUUGUUACCCUACCAGAACAAUGUCCCCAGCGAAGCUGUGUUGCUUCUGAAUGUGAGAAAUGCCGCGACCUUGGUAAAUGUAUGUGGACGAGGCAGGUGUUGCGAAGCGGGGAACUUCGUCACGUCGUCAGUCAGACACCCACCUAUGAUUGGACCUGUGUACGGAGGACGAUCAAAGAUCAGGUAAACCAUCCGGUUGAAUCGAAUCCACCCAGAGCUUGUCCGAGAAGAUGCGGUUCGUACAACAACUGCACUACGUGUCUUGAUAGUAGCGGAGGUGAAGGGGGUUGGCAUCAGUGCGUGUGGGCAUCUGCUUUAGGCCAGUGCAUUUCGCCGAGCUAUGCCCCUAUCCGAUGCGAAGGAGGCAUGUGUGGUCCGUUACUUCAGGGAGCCUCGCACAUCUGUUCACCACCUUGCCACUAUCACUUACAAUCGAAACUUUGCCUCGCUGAUCCUCGUUGUGGCUGGUGUGCGCUACUGGGUGCUAACGGUCAAGGAUUGUGUAUGGAAGGAGGAAAGAAGGGCCCUACAGGAGGUAGUUGUCAAAAUGGAACUGUAUUCCUUCAUGGUCAUCCGCUACCUGGUGAUGUACCUAAGUGGCUGCAAACGCAUGGUAGCAACGUCGGCUGGUACUACUUCAAAAGACCUAUGGAAAACGAGUGUAGCAAUGGACAUCACGACUGUGACUCAGAAAGGGAGCAGUGUGUUGAUAAAGAGAAUGGUUAUGAAUGUAUUUGUCAGAAGGGGUAUACGCUUGACAAAGAAAAGAUGUGCACACCGGAAUGCAGCCAAGGAUGCUUUCACGGACAAUGCGUGCGACCUAAUGACUGUAAAUGUAAUUUCGGUUACGUCGGCGCUAACUGCAGUAUUCCAUGUGAUUGCAACGGUCACUCAGAUUGUGCGGGUUCGGACAAACUAUCGGAAUGUAUCGAAUGUCGCAACAACACACAAGGUCCUCAAUGCAGUGAAUGUAUGAGUGGAUUUGUGGGCGAUCCAUCGAAUGGAGCCAAAUGUGUCUCGUGUUUCAACUACUGUCACAGGCAUUCGAUGUACUGCGUCGAUGAGAAGGUCUACAACGCUUCAGCUGACUACGAGAGCAUGAUCAAAAUCGGCCUGAACCAUCCGGGCCCGCUCGAGACGGCUGUGUGCCUUAACUGCAGCAACAAUACGACAGGCAACACCUGUGAUACCUGUAGGGACGGCUAUUUUGUCCGUGACGGCGAUAUCCGGAACGGCUGUCGACCCUGUGAGUGCCAUGGCCAUGGUGAUACAUGUGAUAAGCUGACGGGCGAAAGUUGCCAAUGCCGAAACAAUACCGAGACGGAUCGUAGCUGCAACCCAAAUUCGCGCACAAAGCAUUCAUCAUGCUGGAGCCUGCAGUGCGCAAAGUGCAAGGAUAACUUUCAAGGCAUCCCGAUUAAUGGUCACCAAUGCUAUCGGCACAUGCGUCUCGAGCAGGACUAUUGCCUCGACCCUGAAAACCAAGGAGAAUGCAAUUCUGAACCCUUUCCUUUGCCACAGGGCCGGACCAUGUUUUUUGUAGUUCAGCCACGAUAUAUGAAUGUCAACAUACGGAUCGUGGUCGAUGUAGCCAUCGGCGAAGUUGACCUUUACCUCGCAGCAAAAGAAGAUACUUUUGUCGUGACAUACAAUAAAUCUACCGGAAUACACGAGGUCGCCGUUGACCCUCGCUAUGACGUGAUUCGUGAGGAAUCGUUUAGACCUUCGCCAAUCGCAGCACCAGGAAAUAUGUCAUUUGCCACCAUGAAGUUCAUCAAACCCGCGACAGCUCACCAUCGGCGAGAAACGCCUCGGGCCAAUUCGGUGCAUCGGGACACUCCCGGCUUCGCCAAAUAUCCCAACGCGCAGCUCGAAGUCACCGGUGGGACCCGGCAGAUACUCCGACUCGUGAAGCGAGAGGCUCGUGGAUUGACUACCUAUGUCGAGGUGGAAAGGGCGCACCAUUUUCUCGUUGUUAGCAGCUUACGCAACCGACUCGUACUCACCAUUCCACAGAACGUUUACGAUCUACGGAGUACUCGACUCUAUCUGGUGGUGAGCGGUGUGUCUGAAACCAGUGUCGGCAGUCUGUUCUUCCGACAGGAUCAAACUCGAAUUGACUUAUUUGUUUUUUUUUCCGUGUUCUUCUCAUGUUUUUUUCUAUUUCUGUCAAUGUGCGUCGUAAUCUGGAAACUUAAACAGGGCAUGGACCUGCGGCGCGCCAGACGCCUACAGGCCGCCGAGAUGCAGCACAUGGCUAAUCGUCCAUUCUCACACAUAUUUUCGACAAUGUACCCGCUGGAAGACGGUGACGAAUUGGGAUUCGUUGAGCUGUCUCCGUUGUCGUCAAAAUCAAAACGUAAAAGCAAGAGUCAGGUGCAUUUGGUUCCAAAUGCGCCAAAAGCUGCCCGAGCUUUCGAGAGCGGCAAUUGUGCCCCUAGCAUUAGUUUGCCGGGAGGCGUAUAUCGGCCCGUAUCGGUUGAACCAACCGCUGAUGGCCAAGCAGCUGUGACUACAAUGCUUGUUCAUCUGCCGGGCGGUACUGGAGCUCCGGUGCACCUCUGCAUAGGAAGUGCUCUCACAUCGAUCCGAGGAACAUUGAGUUCGAGAUGUUGACGAUGAAUGUAAUGAUUUACACGGUAUGAAAAUAAUUCUAGUAAUAAUGUUGGUAGCAAUAUUAAAAAUAAAUUCAGGUACAUUAGCUAUAAUGAAACGACAGCCAAAGGCCCUAUCGGCGACUAACGAUCAGGCGCCUAGGCAAGAAAAGAGUGCUAAAUUUAACAAAUAAUUAGUGAGAAAAUAUUAGGGAAAAAUUGGUGCUGGUCCAAUUUAUCAGUGAUACAAGCGACAGUCAAAAUGAUGCCGAUCUGGUAGCAAAAAUGAAGCCAGCAUUGUUUCACAUCUGUAACCACUUCAGGAGAAUGCGAAUAUCUGCCUGUAGCUGAAAGAGAGUGGUACCCACGAGAAAAAAGUCAUACGCCGUUAAUUAGUACCGUUACUAUCAGAAAUGCAUGGUUGAUGAUCCCAGACGGACUAAUUUAUAUAUGUAUGUAAUUAAUAGUUCAUAGAAAGUGCAAAGCCUGUGUAUAGUUAGCAGUAAAUCGAAGUGAAUGGAUCUAACAGCUUAGCAAAGAUAUGUGACACACAGAUAAAGAUGUCGCUACAUUCUUAUAAAUAAGCCAUAUACAAAGAACGCACUGCUACGAUCCAAAACAGUCUUAAACCAUAUAACAAUAUCGAGAAGUGGACGACAUUAGAGGUACGUUGCUGAAAAAAUCUUGUACACUAAGAAAAAAAAAUGUUACCGGCAGACAAAGUGUGUUUCCACGAUUACUCUGCUGGUGUAUCGGUGAGAAAUAUUUGCAAGCAUGUUGAUGGAGCAGCGAUGCUGAACGAAAAAUACCAGUGGACACCAUACCAAUAGCUGUAUAGAUAAAAUAAUUGUCAAAAAAUAAUGGAAGAGUACAUAGAUGCAUCGGAAUAUAGCAACAGAAACAAACUACUAGGAGAAGAUUGAGUUGCCUCGCUGUCUUGUUUGCUACUCAAGGAAUAGUAGGAUAAUUCCUAUUCUUGCCUGGAAUAAGGUAGAUUCAUUUCUGGUCAGGUUAAUUCCUGGAGCCAAGUCUGGGCGGCACAUGAAUACAAAUUACAUAUACAUGCGACAGUAAAUAUUGCAUAAUAAUUUACAACUGUAGCUUUGGAUCUCAUUAUAAUGUUUGUUUAUUUUUUUACGAAAGAAACCCUCAAAUGCAUGCCAAUGCUGUAUCACGAUUUUCUCCUAUCAGCUCGGAAUUUUUAUUCCAGGCAAUUUUAUGGUUAGUUUUGUUCUUAUUUAUCUGCAAGAGGUAGCUCACAGCGAGUAGCUACGAGGGCCAACAUGAACGCGGUCACAAUUGGUAGCUCUAGCAGUAAUAACAGUAUUAUUACUGUAGUGUGUGAUUACAAAGUAGCCAACAAACAAUUGUGAUUUGUUCUAUUUUGUAGCUUGCCAUCAUAAUUGCCUAGUUGUGUUUAUUAGUACGUGUAGUAGUGACGUAUUAUAGAAGCGAAAUAAUUAACAGCUCUGUUCCAGUAGAAAAACAGUAGCCGUAGAUAUGUGUAUGUGUUUGUGCGGAAUAGUAUGUAAGCAACCACCAUACGGUCACCAUCGCAGCGGCAAUAAACAACCAUAAUAUGUAUUUUAGAAAUUCCCCUCAUGAACGCAAUACGCAACACCUAUUCGGAUAGACUGUUUCAUUGACUGAUUGACUCAUAAAACUCUACAAAGAGUGCAGACUUCGACGACAUGACGGUGGUCAUUCACAAAGAAAGACACGAGAAACUGUAUGAAAUACGCACAUAUUUGUGCACAGGUUCGACGAUAAAGAUAACAGAUCUACAGUUGGGCUAUGGCAGCUUUACGAUUGCAAAUGCGGUAUUCGUCGAUGAAUAAAUAGGUAACUGUAAAUUAGUACGCUUCGGCCCCAUUCGUAGACCUACUUUUGGCUAAUCUCAGACACUCUAAAAAAAAGGCUUAAUUGCAAGAUGAAACGAGAAUAUGUAAAAAUGAUAUGGAAUAACUUUAAUUAAUAGCAUGUAGUGUCAAAACGUAAAAUGAAAGAGACACAGGUUAUAGAUAGAGAGGCACUACGUCUUGCUUUUACAAUGAGCUCAUGCAUACACAUUCGCACACAACAACAAUAACAAAGCGAUGAUUAGCAAGCAAUUAUAAAAAAGAUAGAUAUAUUACAUAUAUACAUACAUACAUAUAUAUGUGUGUGUGUCUCUUGCUUUUUGAAUAGAGCAAGCUGCUAUAGAUCAAAACCAUGGCCAGAAGUCCGCUCAGGAAGUGUAUCUCCAGUGACCACAAUAUCGAAAUGAACUAACAACCACAACUGCAUCCACACAACAACUACAACAAUACAUUUCUGUAAUAGUAUUUCACAUGGCUGUGCGUGGCAUGCCCUCUCUGUAUAAAAUGUACAUAGUAUAAAUAACGAGAAAGAAAAAAAAUUAAAUAUAAUCAAAUAAAGAUAUUUUAAAAAUGA
This is a messenger RNA of Varroa destructor (honeybee mite), 11823 nucleotides long. It is a transcript of the gene Megf8, whose product is annotated as multiple EGF like domains 8. The record is from RefSeq and is a predicted model, not a curated record. Gene Ontology annotation, molecular function: calcium ion binding; protein binding. NCBI's taxonomy places the organism in Eukaryota, Metazoa, Arthropoda, Arachnida, Mesostigmata, Varroidae.